UAUAUGCUGUUUGGGCAGGCAACAGUGAAAAUGUGCAUACAGCUGAUAAUAACAAUUUCAACGCUGAGAUUAACAAUAUAAAGGUCGAGUGUGCUUGCGAUAUAAUAAUACUAUGAAGCCGAUUGUAGUUGCCGAUGAAAUGUUCCCAGAAGGUCCAGGACCGUUUAUGGACCUUGAAGAGGCAGGGGGAUCGUCGGGCUUGCUAAUGGAUCUAGCGGCGAACGAGAAAGAUGUACAUGCUGAUUUUUUUAAUGAAUUUGAAGAUUUAUUCGAUGAAGACGAAGAGGCACAAAUGUAGACGAUGGUGAGCUUGUACCUACUGUGAGAUUUGCUGCUGCUGC
Molecule: messenger RNA, 341 nt
Organism: Anopheles funestus (African malaria mosquito)
Lineage: Eukaryota; Metazoa; Arthropoda; Insecta; Diptera; Culicidae
Product: COP9 signalosome complex subunit 9
Exons: 3
Coding region: 113-298 (61 amino acids)
Biological process (GO): negative regulation of protein neddylation
Source: RefSeq, a predicted model, not a curated record